This is a messenger RNA of Glarea lozoyensis ATCC 20868, 1599 nucleotides long. RefSeq names its product Cyclophilin-like protein. Gene Ontology annotation, biological process: protein folding; protein peptidyl-prolyl isomerization. Lineage: Eukaryota; Fungi; Ascomycota; Leotiomycetes; Helotiales; Helotiaceae. Bases 1 to 1599 code for a protein of 532 amino acids. The transcript has a single exon. Gene Ontology annotation, cellular component: catalytic step 2 spliceosome. The record is from RefSeq and is a predicted model, not a curated record. Gene Ontology annotation, molecular function: peptidyl-prolyl cis-trans isomerase activity.
AUGUCAUCUCUUUAUAACCUCGAGCCACAGCCUACCGCAUCCUGUAUCUUUCAUACCACCUCCGGCGACAUAUCACUCGAGCUCUGGGCGCAACAAGUCCCCCUCGCAUCCCGGAAUUUCCUCCAACUAGCACUCGAUGGAUACUACGACAACACAAUAUUCCACCGCUUAGUCCCCGGUUUCAUACUCCAAGGUGGUGACCCAACUGGCACUGGGAACGGCGGUGAAAGCAUAUACGAUGGCGGCGCAUACAGUGAAGCCCGCGAAUUGGGCGGGAUAUGGCCGAUGGAGGAUCGCAAAGGGAAGAACGCGGGGAUGCACGGUGUAGGGUUCAAAGAUGAAUGGCAUUCAAGGAUAAAAUAUAAUCGGAGGGGUCUACUGGGAAUGGCUAAUGAUGGCACGGCGGACUCGAAUGGAAGUCAGUUUUUUAUAACAUUAGGCAAUACACCGGAAUUACAAGGCCGGAAUACGCUAUUUGGACGGGUGGAGGGCGAAACUAUCUAUAAUGUUGCGAAGAUGGGGGAGGCGGAGGUGGGCGAGGGUGAACGGCCGAUCUAUCCAACGAGAGUUACGUCAGUAGAGAUAUUAGUUAAUCCGUUUAAGGAUAUGGUUAGGAGGGUUAAGGAGGUUGUGCCGGUGGUAGAGGAGAAGAAAGUGGAAAGGAAGAAGAAGAGGAAGGGGAAACAGUUGUUGAGUUUUGGGGGAGAGGAAGAGGAGGAUGUACAGCCGGUUGUCAAGAGGAAGAAGUUUGAUGAGAGGAUUGUGGUAGAUGAUGGAGAGGUGGAAGAAGUCAAAGCCAAGGCGCCGAAAGAGAGUAAGAAGAGAGUUGUGAAACCAGUCUCUAUCGAGUCUUCACCGGAACCUGCACCGUUACCUAAGGCUCUGCCGAAUCGAGCUGCGAAAGUUGAGAGUAGGGAUGUAUCUUCAUCCCCAGAACCUGUACAGAAAGUCUCGUCCCUACUGGAUCGAACGAAUGCACAGAUUGCCGAGUUAAAGGCGUCGAUGAAACGAAAUGUCGCGGUAGCGCCAACAAAGGAGAAGAAGAAAUCAGCAUUGGAGGAACUGAUACCCGUAACAUCCAUACGAGGAAGAAAACGAAGGCCAGGAGGAAACGCACCACCAGAUGAACAAGGAACUUUGGACAUGUUAACAGCAUUUAAAUCACAACUAGACGCCGCUCCUCCCGAGAAAGAAGUCCCUAAACCAGAACCAAUCCCUGGAACAGCGGAAACCAAAGACGCCGAACCCGACGACGACGAAGCCGCUCUCUGUGACUUACAUUUUAUAGCUGGUUGCGAAUCUUGUAAGAAAUGGGAUACCCAAGCAGACGGAGAAGAAGAAGAAGAGGAUGAUAAUGACUGGAUGUCUCACGCGCUUAGUUUCAAAGAGGAUAAGUUAGGCAAGGAUCUUAGUUAUCGCCAGAAAGCGCUGGAGGAGCUGGUGGUUAUUGAUCCGAGGGAGAAAGAGAGGACGUUGAAGGAGGAGAUGAAGGCGAAAAGGGACGCUCGGAGUGGUGGUGGUACUGGGAGGGAGUGGGAUCAGGCGAGAAAUAAGAAGAUGGCUAGGGCUUCGGCCGCCGCGGGGAGAGCGGCUAGGUAG